AUGCUCAACGGCGACGGUUUCACGGAGCCCGGGGAGGACCCCAACCGGCUGCUGUCGGACUUCUGUGUGCCCUGCGGCGUGGGCACCUUCUGCCCUGGCAAGUCUGGCGACUCCGCGCCCCAGAACUGCCCGGCCGGCACCUUCGGCCCCAUCCUCGGCGCCAAGAGCCAGCAGGGAUGCGUCGACUGCCCGGUGGGCACUUUCCAGGACAUGGAUGGCUCGUUCACCUGCAACACCUGCGCGUCCAACACGUUUGCGUCAGCCCCGGGGGCCACCCAGUGCGUCGCCUGCGGUGACGGCUAUCAGGUGUCUGCCGAGGGCUCGAACUUUUGCAACCCGUGCAGCCCCGGGAUGUACCGCGACAGCAGCAUCAGCGAGUCUUGCCAGGCGUGCCCGCCGGGGUCGAGCUCUGGGGAGGCGGCCGGCAAGUGCGCGGUCUGCAUGCCAGGCACGUACGCGCCCAACCCCCGGUCGGCCGUGUGCGGCGACUGCCCGCGCGGCAGCUACCAGCGGUCGUAUGGGCAGAAGAAGUGUGAACUGUGCCCCGCCGGAACGUAUGGAGACUCCCGCGGCCGCAGCGCGUGCAAGGUCUGCCCAGUGGGCCACUUCAAUCAGGAGUGUGGCUCCAUGUCCGCCACGGCGUGCCGGAUGUGCCCGGCCGGCCGGGCCGCGCCGCGCCCCGGCAGCAGCGCCUGCAGCACUUGCGGCCCCGGCUACUUCGCCGACCGCGCGGGGUCCGCCAGCUGCCGUGCCUGCCCGGCGGGAAGCUUCACGUCGACCAACGGCGCCACCUCGUGCACCGCCUGCCCCAAGGGCCACUACGCGGACCGCUCCGCCUCCAAGUCCUGCUCGCCCUGCCCAAUCGGCUUUUUCGCGCCCUCGACCGGCGCCGCGCGCUGCAUGUCAUGCCCGGCCGGCGGCUUCACAGGGGCGACGGGCGCGUGGACGUGCAGCCGCUGCCAGCCAGGCACCUACUCGACCCGCUCCGCCGCGAGCAGCGCGCUUACCUGCGCGGUCUGCCCGCCUGGGUCGUUCUCGUACCAGCAGGGUGCGACGAUGUGCACGCUCUGCCCGCCCGGCCAGUUCGCCGACGGGCCCGGCAGCACGGCGUGCAACGUGUGCCCCCUCGGCAGCUACUCGCCUUCGGCGGGGGGGCAGCGGUGCCUGCCCUGCAAGGACGGGUUCACCACCCCCAGCCUCGGCGCGUCGAGCGCCUCGGACUGCUCAGUCCGCGUCAUGCUGCUCAACAGCGGCAAGCGGUGA
Messenger RNA from Monoraphidium neglectum, 1263 nucleotides. RefSeq names its product Signal peptide, CUB and EGF-likedomain-containing protein 3 Flags: Precursor. Lineage: Eukaryota; Viridiplantae; Chlorophyta; Chlorophyceae; Sphaeropleales; Selenastraceae. Bases 1 to 1263 code for a protein of 420 amino acids. The transcript has 4 exons. The record is from RefSeq and is a predicted model, not a curated record.